CUCAGGUGGAUUGAAAUAUUUUAGUAUUGUUCCUCUUGUUGCACUGCAUGCAUAAUCGAAAUAAUGCAAUUUGUAUUUUAUCAAACGUACCGAUAAAAUAUGUGUCAAGGUUUAAAGAAGGGUGUGUUUCAUUGGCACUAAAUGCAUUUUGGCCGUUCUCUCAGGAUAAAGUUCGUAUUAACGACAGUACGGAGGGAGGAGUCUAGAACAGCCGAUUGUAAAGCGGUGCAGCCAUUUUGAACGUGAAACAAGUGGGACCGGGAGAAAAUGGGCUGCAAAAAGUUAUUUUCUCAACAGUCAAAAGCGAUCAAGUAAUGGAAAAUGAGACAUCUUACAUAGAGGGAUCGGUACUGUGAAAAUGGUUGUAAUCUAGGUAGUGGUAGAGUUAAGAAGUACGGAAACGGUUGCGACGUACACCUGGAAACCACGGCAGUGUGGUUGUGAUUGCAAGUGCCACCAUGGACAGUACAAUUAUGUCGCAGAUUUAUCGGCACCUGCUUGUUCUUGGCUGUUUUAUGCUCAAUGUGUGGAUAACAUGGGCUUUAGAGAUACAUAUCUCAGAAACUGAACCCAUAGGAACAGUUCUGUUCAAUGCCAGUCUUGGAGCGGAUUGGAGUUACAGGUUAGACUGGCCGCUCAGCGAUAUAGGCACCAGUGAGUUUUUCACGUUAAACAGUGCUGGAGUAUUACGACUUGAGUCCCAACCAAAAUCUUUUGAUAUGAUGCAAAACCCAAUGACUUUAUUCAUUGAGUCAAGGACUAGUGGAGAUUUAAAAAAUUCAAACUUAACUUUAAUGCCUGUAAACGUGUUUGUUCACUCAGAGAAUAAUUACCUGAAAUUUCGGAGGAAAUCGCAGAAAGGAGAGGAUGAUACCCACGCCAUUAUAGCCAGUAGUGAUUUAGGAACAGGUGCUUGUUUCCCAAAAAGUCGGUUCAUUCUGAAUUUGGCCAACUUCUUACCCAGUUCUCUACGAAAAUGUAGACUAUCAUACAAGACGAGUGAAACUAAUUCCAACUUUUUUUACCUGAGCUCAGCAGGUUCUCUAUAUGCUGUGCAGAGAGCAUGUCUUGCUGCUGCCCCUCAGCACUUCAUGGGGGUUAUAGAAUCUCAGUGUUCAGGUUUCCUGUCCUCAAGUUCCAUUCCUAUUGAAGUUGUGCUACGCAAAAGUGAAUCUCCCACAAAAGAAAUGUUCUCACACCUGGAUCUCUUAAUGAAUGUUAAAAGACCUACUGAGAUAUCCAGACAAAGGUUAAAGAGGCAAGUUGGGAAUAACCCUCCACGCUUUGCACGGUCCUCUUAUGUCAAAAAUGUACCAGAGGAGCAACAAGAGGGAUACAUAGUAGCCACAAUAACGGCCUCAGACGGAGACCCAGAGAGUGCUGGGACGCUGACUUACUCCAUCUUGGCCACCCGUGAUGGUCGAAGUCAGGAUCUUUUCAUGAUCAACCCAAGCUCAGGCCAGGUGAAAACAACACAAAGGUUAGAUAGAGAAAGAAUACCAGCUCACUAUUUCCAAGUCAUAGCAAUGGACAAUGGGCGGCCUCAGAAAAGUGGGACCACAUCACUCACAGUGUAUGUCCAAGAUGUUAACGAUCAUGCCCCUGUGUUUGAGAGUACAUCAUAUGCACGUGAGGUCCCAGAGACAACGUCAAUAGGAUCGCCAGUAAUCACAGUCCGAGCCACUGAUGAGGAUUUUGGUGACAAUGCAAAAAUUGCCUAUAGCAUUCUUAACCCAAGUGGCCCUAAUGAUGCCUUUCGUAUCAAUCCUACAACAGGUAUUAUAACCACUCGUCUACGUCUUGAUCGAGAGAGAACCUCUAGAUAUACCAUCAAUGUUCAAGCCACAGAUCAAGGUUCUGUCAGUGACAGAAAAUCUACAACUACGGAAGUGGAGAUCACUGUCAAAGACCAAAACGACAAUAGCCCGCAGUUUUCGCAAAGCUCAUACCAGUUUGAAGUGGAGGAAAAUACCAGUCCUUCAACUGAUCCCAUCAUCGGCCAGAUACAAGCCACAGACAGAGACGAAGGCACGAAUUCCCAGAUCCAGUACAGCAUCACUGGCUCAAACACUGGAGCUUUUAGCAUUGAUAGCAACAAUGGUGAAAUACGCUUACUACAGUCCCUUGACUAUGAACUCGUGAACACGUACAGGCUGAGUGUUAGAGCCCAAGAUAGCGGCUUUCCACGCAGGUCAAACAGUACCUCAGUGCUGAUCAAUGUGAAAGAUGUCAAUGAUAAUGAUCCCAUUUUCCCAGGAUCUUCCUAUGUAGAAAACAUAAAGGAAAAUGCUGCUGUGGGAACCACUAUCACCCAGGUUCAGGCUUUUGAUAGGGAUUCUGGUUCUAAUGGAAACAUCAUAUAUACCAUUAAAAAUUCUCCUCCAAACAUGCCUAUUGCCAUACAGUCAAGUACGGGAGUUAUAACCACAAACGCUGCUUUAGAUCGAGAGACGUCAGCAGAGUAUGAAUUUAUGGUGGAAGCGCGCGACAGGGGGACCCCUCCUAGAUCGGCUAGUGCUAGUGUGCGAGUGAAUGUCAUUGACGUAAAUGAUAAUGCACCAUUGUUCAAUCCACGCACAUAUGACAUCACAGUGUCGGAAGAGCUGCAGCUGGGGCGUGUGGUCGCUGAAGUGACAGCAACGGAUUUAGACGCCAACCAGAACAAUGGCCUUGUUUACACCAUAGAAAGUGGUAACAUUGGGAACACUUUCCGAAUCACCAGACAGAUGGGGAAAGGAAUUAUAACUCUUGCUCAGCCCUUGAAUUAUAAAGUUCAGAAUCGUUAUAUUCUUACCAUUGUUGUAGAGGACACAGGCACUCUGAAGGACACGGCCACUGUUAAUAUUGCAGUGUCUGAUGCUAAUACACACAGACCCAUAUUUCAAGGAGAGCCAUACUCCACACGGGUGUUAGAAAAUGUUCCCGUCAGGACAAGUAUUUACAAAGUUGUUGCUCUUGAUGAUGAUGUGGGAACAAAUGCUCAAAUAGAGUACACCCUGCAGGAUAACAAUGACUUUGAAAUCAACCCAACAACUGGAGAUAUUCGCACAAGGCGGCCACUUGACAGAGAGGUAAACCCAUCAUAUUUUUUAUCUGUGACAGCAACAGACAAAGGUAAUCCUCCACAGUCUGAUGUCACUGAAAUGGAAAUCUUCAUUGAUGAUUUCAACGACAACUCUCCAAUAUUUUCAAAGGACACCUACACUGGGCGGAUUUCAGAAGAUGCGUUGUCAGGGACGAGAGUUACUGAAAUUUCAGCAACAGAUGCGGACACUUUAUCAAACGGAAUGAUUCGUUAUUCUUUUCAAGGGGGUAACAGUGGAAACGGUGACUUUAUGAUUGAUGAAACCUUGGGUACCAUCUAUGUGGCAAAGCCGUUAGACAGAGAGCGUAUAGCCCAGUACGAUCUGAUUGCAUAUGCCAUUGAUCGAGGAGACCCGCCAAGGUCUACUUCAGUCCACAUCACAGUAGAUGUAAGUGAUAUCAAUGAUAACGCCCCUGUCUUUGAGACUAGCCAAAUCACGGUACAAAUCCCUGAAAAUAGUCCAAUAGGGUCCACGGUGGGCACCAUAAGAGCAAGGGAUCCAGAUGAUGGCACUAAUGCACAGAUCACGUACCAGAUCAGAGGAGGCAUGGAUGCCGACGCGUUCGAGCUUGUUGAUGGUCCAGGAGAUACAGCCAUUUUGAGGACUCUCACUGAAUUAGAUUAUGAGUCUUCUAAGAAAUCCUAUGAGGUGAAAGUAAGGGCCAACUCUGGCACAUUGCUUAGUGAGGCGACCAUCAUAAUUCGUGUGCUGGACGUGAAUGACAAUGAACCACAAUUGGAACAUUUUAAGAUCAUUUUCAACAACUACAAGAAUCAUUUCCCAACUGGAUAUAUUGCCAAGGUCCCUGCCUACGAUCCUGAUGAGACAGCAGAGCUGACUUAUCGUUUUACAUCGGGUAACGAAGCUGGACUCUUACACCUGGAUAGAGAUACAGGAUGGAUACGUCUCGAUUCUCGCCUGAAUUCUGAUGUUAGAACCAACGGAACUCUUUCUGUGAUGGUGUCUGAUGGUUUGAAUGAAGCCACAGCCACCUGUCAGCUCUCAGUGAUGUUGGUGACAGAGGACAUGUUGUUAAACAGCAUCACUGUGCGUCUUAACGAGAUGGACGAGACUGCCUUCCUCUCCCCUCUCUACGACUUCUUCAUCAAAGCUCUUGGAACCAUCAUCCCAGCAGAUAUUCAGGAUAUCUUUAUCAUCAGUAUACGAGAUGACACUGACGUUCCUGAAAAAGUUCUCAAUGUGAGCUUUUCUGUGAGGGAGAAAGUGUUGAACAGUCAGGACUAUUUCUACAGUCAACAGUUUCUGAAGGAAAGAGUUUACCUACAGAGGAAUCUACUGGCAAAGCUGUCAACCCUGGAAGUUCUUCCUUUUGAUGAUAACAUCUGUGUGCGUGAGCCCUGCCUCAACUAUGAAGAAUGCAUCGAUAUCCUGAAGUUCGGCAAUGCGUCUGGUUUCCUCAGCUCUCCCACCAUGUUGUUCCGUCCCAUAUAUCCCAUUGAAGGGUCAAAGUGCAUCUGCCCGGCUGGAUUCACAGGAAUGAACGUGGAAUAUGAAUGCGACACAGAAGUGAACCUGUGCUACUCCAACCCCUGUCAGAACAAUGGAACUUGCUUACGACACGAGGGCGGCUACACAUGCAUUUGUCUUACAGGGUUCACAGGCCGCAGCUGUGAGACGGAUAUGAAGUACACGAAGUAUCCCUCAGGCUGUCCAGCAGAGGUAUCUCAUGUCUGCAAACCCCCAUCUAACUGCCAGACCCUGAUUAAGGGGGGUUUCCGCUGUGAUGGCUGUCCACAGGAGGAGUACCAUAAUGCAUUCUGUGAGAUGACAACACGCAGCUUUGCCAAGGGGUCGUUCCUCAUGUUUCCAUCCAUGAAGAGGAGACACAGGUUCAAAAUACAGCUCAGUUUUGCCACACGUCAGAAGAAUGCCCUGUUACUUUACAAUGGCCGCUAUAACGGGCAGCACGACUUCAUUUCCCUGGAGAUAGUAGAUGCUCAAGUUCGCUUCAUGUUCUCCUUGGGUUCUCGCUCGACACAGGUGACGGCUCAUGUUGAUGGAGGUGUCAAUGACGGGAACUGGCAUCAGGUCACAGUGGAAUACCUGAACAGGACUGCAACACUGACGGUGGGAGAAUGGUGCGACACCGGGCUGGCUGUGAGGUACGGCACGUCCAUAGGCAACUACAGCUGUGCAGCAAGAGCAGUACAAGUGCUAGAACCAAGAUGCCGUGACGUGACAGAGACGUGUCAUCGUUUCCUGGACCUGACAGGUCCCUUGCAGAUUGGGGGUCUCCCUAGCUCUACAGACUUUCAGGUGCGCUACCCUGACUUUGACGGCUGUGUCAAGGAUGUGUACUUAGACAAUAAGUUCCUGGACCUGGAUAGUUAUGUCUGGAACAAUGGGACAGGCAAAGGGUGCGAGCAGAAGAGGAGAUUCUGUAAUAAUCAGAGGUGUAACAAUGGAGGGACAUGUCAUGAGGCAUGGAGCACCUACCGCUGUGAAUGCCCUCCUAAAUAUGGCGGCAAGGAUUGUUCUAUAGUGAUUGAGGAAUCCAGACGUCUCUCAGGAAAUGGUUACCUUGCCUACAACCCCAGCCCUGGCCAGCGCGUGGCUCUUCCCUGGUAUCUGGGCGUAUCCUUCAGAACGCGACAAGAGACGGGGCUGUUGAUGAGCGUGGAGCUGGGUUCCAGUGUGGUUCUUCUGGAGCUGGAGAGUGGUUACAUCAAGCACACGUUCCCACAGAACAACGCACCUUCGCGGAUCAUCCGCUUUGACCAGGUCUGGGUGAAUGAUGGGAAGUGGCACUACGUGGAGGUGCGCUGGAGAUCUGACCAGAUCCAGAUUAUACUGGACUAUGGACAGUUACAGGAGAGUCACCCUGUGGCCACAGGCAGUUUAGUUGUUGGUGCCACUGUGACAAGGAUAUUUGUUGGUGGUUUGGAGCAUACGUCGUCAGGAAAUGUGGAAGUGCUGAAAGGGCUAAAAGCUUGUCUUGAAAAUGUCCACCUGGGCAACAGUGCUAAUUCUAUCUUAGUGGGACCCCAGGAGUACAAUGCUGUACGUGGGUGUAACCUCCCUGACCCCUGUGCUGGGGUCACCUGCCCUGCCAACAGUCAGUGUGUGGAUGAAUGGGACAGGCACUCCUGUCAGUGUUACCCAGGCUAUAUUGGCUCCAGUUGUCGUGACAUCUGCACUGCUUACAAUCCUUGUCAGCACGGCUCAGAGUGUCGCCAUGACAUCACUGCAAUACGGGGAUACAAAUGUGACUGCAAGGAGCUGAACUCUGGCAGCUACUGUGAGAACUCCAUAGUCCAACAGUGUCCCACGGCCUGGUACGGCUACCCUAUCUGUGGUCCCUGUAACUGCCCCAGUGACAAAGGAUAUGAUUCCAACUGUGACAGUAAUGGGAAAUGUGCCUGUAAGGACUUCCAUUACCGCCCAGAGGGCAGUGAAGAGUGCUACAAGUGUAACUGCUACUCUGUUGGGUCAUUUGGUCAGUCCUGUGACCCACUGACUGGACAGUGUAGGUGUCGUAUGGGAGUGAAGGGCAAGCGCUGUGACCAGUGUGAUAGCCGGUAUGCUGAAGUCACUAGAGAGGGAUGUAAAGUUGUCUAUGGCAAAUGUCCUAAAGGAUUCUCUGACAACAUUCUAUGGUUGCAAGUCCCGUAUGGUGAGACCGCUGUCCAGGACUGCCCUGAUGGGACCAGGGGUCAAGCUAGCCGUCACUGUGACCUGGAGACAGGCUGGCAGAACCCUGAUGUCUUCAACUGUACUUCUAACCUCUUCAAGGAGAUUGAGUCUCGGUUGGUGGAAAUUGAAAAUGGUCAGCUGCUUAUCAACACUUUUGUUGCCAAGAAUCUCCUCACCAAGUUGAACAAUGCCACCAACCAGACGGCAUACAUGUACGGAAAGGACAUCGAUAUUACCAACCGCCUGGUGAAACAGUUGUUGAUGUACGAGAUCAAACAAACUGGCCUCAAUCUUACCAAUACACAGGACAGGUUAUAUGUACAGAACAUGCUGAACUCACUGAGCAGGACCAUGAUAGCGCCCUAUGCGUCUCACUGGGAGAAGGCAGGGGGCGUGUCUGAGCUGAUGCACCUAUUGGAGGAGUACCUGUCUACACUGGCACUCAACAUGGCGGUUGUGUUCCAGAGCGGGGGAAUGAACCCCUUCGAUGCCGUCACGGAUAAUCUAAUCUUUGGUCUGGACUUCAUCUUGAAAACCAACUUCAGUGGCACUAACAUCCCAAAAUACAACAACAAGGUGCAGAACAGUGCCAUGUUUGACAAGGACACGCAUGCCAUCUUGCCAGCCUCUGUGUUUGGUCAGCCCAGUGUACAGGAAUGGAUCCAGUCCUCACUGAACAGCCAGCCCAAGGCAGUGGCAGGAUACAUCAUGUUCAAAACCCUGGGGAGUAUCAUACCAGCCAGCUAUGAUGACAAGAAAGUCAGAGUCCAUGACUACCUGACUGUGAAUACCCCCAUCAUGUCCCUAGUACUGCAGGACGGGAACAGAACUGUCAAACAGCCAACUCCUUCUGUCACCUUUGACUUCAAGCAGCUGGUGACAGAGAGAAGGACCAGCCCACAGUGUGUCUACUGGGAGUUUGUGAAUAAAACUGGGCUAAGUGGUCACUGGACAUCAGAGGGCUGCUGGCUGGACAACAGGAGAGAGUCUGGAGGGAAUAAGUUUGUGACCUGCAGCUGUAACCACCUCAGUUAUUUCUCUGUUCUGAUGGACAUCUCGGAUGUCGAGUACCUGGCGAGUGCCACAAUCCAGAUGGAAAUCGUCACGUAUGCAGGUGUAGCGUUGGCAAUGGCAUUCUUGCUGCUGACAUUCAUUAUACUGUGUAUUGCUCAAAACAACAUGCGUUCCAAUGCCAACAGUAUUCGUAUCAACUUUGUGUUCAUCACUCUCCUGGCCUUGCUCACCUAUGUGCUGGGGAUUAACAGGACAGACCCUGAGCUUCUGUGCAAGUUAAUUGCAAUUGCCUUACACUUCUUCUUCCUUGGGGCCUUUGCCUGGCUGUUCAUUGAGGCUCUCCACAUCUAUCGCAUGCUGACAGAGAUUCGGAACAUCAACAAGGGCUCCAUGAAGUUCUACUACGCAGUGGGUUAUGUGGUACCAGGAAUCAUUGUAGGUCUUUCUGUGGGGCUGAGUACUGACAAAUAUGGAACUAGGUCAUUUUGCUGGUUGAGCAUAGAUGACAACAUAUUCUGGAGUCUUGCAGGGCCUAUCAUUAUCAUAGUCGCUAUGAACCUGAUAGUGUUUGUGUUGGCUCUGAAGGCUGGCUGUGAUGGCAAGGCCAUGGAUGCUGAGUUUGGGCCUGUCAGGAAUAGUCUCAUCUCAGCCGUAAUACUGCUCCCCCUGGUGGGAGUCACGUGGGUAUUUGCUCUGCUGGGGGCCAAUGACAGAGACAUGGUGGCCUUUGACUACCUCUUUGGUAUCUUCGCAACAUUCCAAGGAUUUUUUAUUUUCAUUGCAUAUACUAUAUUAAAUGAGUUGGUGAGAAAAGAAAUGAGGCGUACCUGGGCCAAGAUUACAGGGCAGAAAUUUGACGACUCACUCAGUGGAACAAGGACAACCAUGCUCUCACGCUCAGCUCUAGCCUACGCACAUGACUCUUCUUUAGAAGGAGGUCUGAAUCGCAUGAACAUAGGCAUCUCAACCACAUCCACUACGAGUCGUUCAACCAGUAAAACAAGCAGCGGUGGUCUUUAUCGCCCUGACGGCUAUCUUAGGAGUACCAGUACAUCAACAUCGGGGAACAUACCUUCUGGUGCGGAGUUUACCGGCAAUGGCAUUCCACCAUAUGGCUUUGACUAUGAUAUGAAACCUGUGGAUGACCCUGACACUGGCGAGAUCAACCGCAAACAUGACUCCGAUUCUGACAGCGACAUGUCAAAUGGAGACCACAUGGAACUGGCUUCCAGUCAUUCCUCAGAUGAUGACGAUGAUUAUGAAUAUGAGAAAGGUCCUCGUUGGGAUCAGCCAACUAAUAAAGUAUUAGAACGUGUCAAGUCUCAGACUCCCAAGGGUCCUGCUCACAGUACGCCAGUUGGGCGCAACUCUCCGACAUCACGGUCUCCUACGCGCUCUCCCAUUCAUUCCCCAGUUAACAUGAACAACCAUAGAAAGUCUCCGCUUUAUGACAAUGACAUGAAGUACCCCAAUGUAGUCAAACUCCCAGAUAUAAGGUCCAGUGUGGAAAAAAUCCCUCCUAUAUAUGAAGAAGAUAACAAAGCUUACAUAGUCCCUCCAGAGAGAAGUGACAGCCUGCCCCCAAAUGGAGUCCAUGAUGGUCCCCCAUCUAAACCACAGCACCUGCGGGACAGGGUUGCAGUACAGGUCCUCACACAUAAUGGCAGCAUAUCUUCAGACACGGAGGAGGAAGAUCAUGAAACAGAAGUAUGACAUUCAAGGUCAAGGUCACCAAGACGAUCCAAGCAGAAUCUGCCUUAUAGGACCAUGUGACUUAGUGUUGAAGAUGUAUUUGUAGCAUGUGUAAAUAUUCUGUGAAUGUAAAUGUUAUUUAUGAAGUCAUGUCUCAUGGCUGUAUUUUCUGAUUGCAUUUAUUUCUGCCAUUUAGACAUGGCAUUUUUUUUAUGCAGAGAAUUUGAAAAAUGCUUGCCAUUUCAUUGCGGUGCAUAUGAGGUGCAGUUUAGUAGGGAAAACAAUAUAAUGUUUUAUUUUUUUCUCUUUUAAGUAACUUUUUUUAUCAUUUUUUUUUUCUUUAAAUCUACAAAACAGAAGAAUACUUUCCAGCUUAAGAUAAUCAGACUUUUAGUUCAAGUAUUAUAUCCUUGGAGUGCCUUUUGUACUGGAAUAGACUUGAAUCUGAAGGAACCAGCAAUGUUGUUUGAAAAAAAAAGCAUAGGUCAUAUAGUGUUUUGCAAUUUGACAUGGAAAUAUGAAGUAUGUUGCUAUGGUGACAUUUUGUAUAUUUUGUAAAAAGAUAUUUGUAAGUGCAAAUUUUAUUUGCAUAGAUGUUUAUAAUGUCAGCAACUUUCAAGGCCCUCGUUAAUGUAUCUGUAUAUGUUGUAAAUGGUUGUGAUUGGACUCUGUGAAUUUUGAAUGAAAUGCUUUACGCUGCAAAGGCAGAGUGUGGAAAAAAAUCACUAGCACAUUUUCACAAUUAUAUUAUUGAAUUAGUGCUGAUUGGUAAUUUUGUAAAUGUUUUACUUCUUAGGGGAUUCAUAAUUUUUACGCUUGUGUAAUGUUUUAAAGUAGGUUUUUUAUAUCUCUUGUGACAAUGGAAAUUUAAGUCAUUGCUUUAACUUUUUUUAAAGAAUCCUUGUAAGAUAAAUGAAUAUGACUCAAAAUUGGGUUAAUAGAAUAUUGUGUAGUUAUAUUGCAUUUAUUGCAAAGAUCAUUUUGCCCCCAGUUUCAACCUAAAGGUUAACAGAUAUUUUUAGUUUAUAUUAUUAGCACUUAAAGUAGAGUUUUAUUGGAACCUGAAAUUGAUCUCUUCUUAAGAAUAUUAACAUUGCUGCUGAAUGUGCACACAUCUCUGUUUUUAAGAUAUUUUUGUCUAUGACAAACAGGUUAUUGGAUGAUAUCCUUCUAAAGGAAUAUUUUGGUUUGUCAUCAGUUUUGAUAGAUUGUCAGGGAUGUGAGGGGUGUCCUUGCUUUUAGUACAUUAUUCUGACUCAGUUACAUCCUUGCUUGUAUGAUGUAUGGAUCCACAUUUUAGUAUUUUAUAAUGGGUCCAAGAUAGGGGAUGAAAAAUGAUCAGUACAUUUAAAAUGCUGAAUGAUAUUUCAGUAUUAGGGUCAGUUUUUUAAGUAUUUUGUUUACAUUGGAACAUUUGUUGUCAUAUCACACCCUAUUUCCUUCCAAGAAUUACUCUUACAGUAAAUAUUCAGGUGUCGGCUCUUUUUAAGAAGUCACAUACACAGUAGUUUUGUUGUGCAUAUUAAUGUCACCUAUAUUUGGCAGUCUCAUUUUAUGGUGGCGCCAUCUUCAGGACAAUUAGUUGUGCCACCAGCACGUGCUUGAGUAGUAGUUGUACCACAUUGUCUGUGAUACAAAGCAUAGAGUUCUGUUAAUAACAGUGAAGCUUUUGGUGUUGAAGAGCUUUUGAAUGUGUGCUAACAAUUGUUUUCUAGUAAAAGAUCACAACUGAUAAAAUGCUAAAUAAAUUGUCUAAA
Messenger RNA from Lingula anatina, 11203 nucleotides. Its product is annotated as protocadherin-like wing polarity protein stan. Gene Ontology annotation, molecular function: calcium ion binding; G protein-coupled receptor activity. Gene Ontology annotation, cellular component: plasma membrane. NCBI's taxonomy places the organism in Eukaryota, Metazoa, Brachiopoda, Lingulata, Lingulida, Lingulidae. Gene Ontology annotation, biological process: homophilic cell-cell adhesion; cell surface receptor signaling pathway; G protein-coupled receptor signaling pathway. The record is from RefSeq and is a predicted model, not a curated record.